This is a messenger RNA of Euleptes europaea (tarantolino), 1355 nucleotides long. RefSeq names its product SPARC-related modular calcium-binding protein 1-like. Gene Ontology annotation, biological process: extracellular matrix organization. The transcript is spliced from 11 exons. Gene Ontology annotation, molecular function: heparin binding; protein binding; calcium ion binding. Gene Ontology annotation, cellular component: basement membrane. NCBI's taxonomy places the organism in Eukaryota, Metazoa, Chordata, Lepidosauria, Squamata, Sphaerodactylidae. Bases 44 to 1345 code for a protein of 433 amino acids. The record is from RefSeq and is a predicted model, not a curated record.
CUCGGGACCUCGCCCUGCCGUGCCCGGGAGGCCGAGGCGCGCCAUGCCCGCCUUGCUGUGGCUGCUGCUGGCGCUCCCCCAACUGGCAGCCCCUUUGCGGUGGGACACCUCGCCGUUCAUCAUAUCAGAGAGCGAGCGAGGAGAACCGCCAUGCCUGGUUGAAUGUCCCCGGGAGAGAGGGCGACCCAUCUGUGCCUCUGAUGGGAAGCUCUACAAGUCUCCAUGUACUUUCCAGAGGGCGCGUUGCCGCGAGCCUUUCCUAGAAGCUUUGCCACGGUCCCACUGCGGCGGGGGUGCCCAUCGAGAACCCAACAACGCCAAUCUCACCCGCUGCCAGGAGGACCGAGCCACUGCCCUCUCGCAGUCCCGCCGCCAGGCACAUGCCACCUACGUCCCAGAAUGCGGCGAAGAUGGAUCCUUCCUGCAGGUUCAGUGCCACAAACAGACAGGUUACUGCUGGUGUUCCACUCCAGAAGGGAAACCUAUCAGUGGGACCUCAGUCCUCAAUGAAACUCCAAAUUGUACAGGUUCCUACACAGUACGGACUUCAUGGCAAGAUCCCAACUCUUCUCGGAGAGAAGAAAGUGCCAGGCCACGGCCCACCCAGCCAAGCCCCCUGCCCCACAAACAGGAAGAGGGGACCUCCCUGCCUUUCCUAAUCCCCAUCAUCAUCCCAGAUUUCAAGCCCAACCGCACGGCAAAGCAGAUCCAAGCUACACUCCUUGCAGAAUACCCACCGUCGUGUGAGCAGGAACGGCGCGAAGCCAUUGAAGAGGCCCAUCAGCACCAACAGGAGGGCACCUUCAUCCCCGAAUGCGAGGGCGACGGCACGUACAAGAUGGUGCAGUGCCACCAGGCCACGGGGUACUGCUGGUGCGUGCGGGUGGACACCGGCCGACCCGUCCCGGGCACUUCCACACGGAAUUUCCCUCCAGACUGUGGAGUUGAUACAGCAGCCAAAACCAUAGAAAUGGGCUCCCUCUUCCGUGAUCGGACACUGCCAGGUUGUCCGGGCACCAAGAAGGCUGAAUUCAUCUCCAACCUGAUCAAAGCCUUAGCUUCAGAUAUGCUGCAGUCAAGAAUGAUGCCCGCCCCAUACCGAAGGUUUCCGGACCGCUUGACAGGGCGCAGCCUGGAGGAGCGGGUGGCCCGCUGGCAGUUUGUACGCCUGGACAAGGACUUCAGCAACAGCAUCAGCGAGCGUGAGCUCCGCCCCCUCAAGCUCUACAUGAAGAAGCACACCCGACCCAAGCGCUGCGCCCGCAAGUUCCUCGACUACUGCGACCUGGACGACGACCGGCUCAUCUCCCUGAACGAGCUCAGAGGCUGCUUAGGGCUCAGUUAACGUCAGGGUG